This is a messenger RNA of Vigna umbellata (rice bean), 1422 nucleotides long. NCBI's taxonomy places the organism in Eukaryota, Viridiplantae, Streptophyta, Magnoliopsida, Fabales, Fabaceae. The record is from RefSeq and is a predicted model, not a curated record.
AUGUCCCGGCCAUCCGACCUCAACUCUCGGUGGUCCGGCCUCAAGCUCUGGGCCAUUCGGCCUCAGCCUCCUCGGCCUCAACUUCUCGGCUUCUUCGGCCUCAACUCAGUUUCCAAAGGCCUCAACCGUUCAGCCUCCUCGGCCUCAACUUGGCCUCCAAAGGCCUCGACCAUUCGGCCUUACUUCAGGCUCAACCUCUCGGCCUCCAAAGGUCUCGACCGUUUGGCUUCUUCGGCCUCAACUUGGCCUCCAAAGGCCUCAACUUCUCGACUUCCUCGGCCUCAACUUGGCCUCCAAAGGCCUUACCUUCUCGGCCUCGUCUGCCUCAACCUCUGGGCUGCCAAAGGCCUCGACCGUUCGGCCAUCCGUGGCCUCAAGUACUUUGCCAAAUUUGGCAUCAAGUGUUCGGUCAUUCGACCUCAUAGCUGUUUUUCUUCAAAGGAAUUCCGGCCGGCCUCCCCGAAGGUCGGCAAUUGUGGAUCUUCAAUAAAGAUAUCCCGACCGGCCACACAGAUAGUGGGCGACCAUGGAUCUUCACGACUUGUUACUUGUAAGGAUCAAUUCAACAUUCCUCCAGCUCCCAACGUCCGUCCGCUUGGAGUAACGUUCGCCUGGUCUUCAACCCGAAGAGUGAUCUUUGAUGCCGUUAGCUGCGGCGGCACCUCCCGCUACCGCUAUCGCCAGUGUGGUGGUGGCGAAGGAAACGUUGGUGACUUUAGCUUGGUGGCUAGCCAUCUAGAGAAGGAGGAGAGGUCAGAGAAGAGGUCGGAGAAGUUGUCGGAUUUGCUGAACGCGGUGGAGACGAAAACAGAUGCGGAGGCGGAGAGGAAAGAGGAGGCAUUGGCGAAGCUGAAGCGAGUGGUGAAGGAGUUGCGCGAAGAAGACCUCUCGAUGCGAAGAAUUGCGGCGGAGAGAGUGAGGUCACUGGCGAAGGAAGAUGUCGAAGCGAGAGCGAAUCUCGCAGUGCUCGGAGUAAUUCCUCCUCUCGUCGAAAUGCUCGAUUCGGAAGACGCUCAUACAACUCGUUCGCUCUAUGCUUUGCUCAAUCUCGGAAUCAGUAACAAUGCAAACAAAGCGACUGUAGUGAAAAUCGACACUGUACACAAGAUGCUAAAACUAAUUGAAUCAAGUGAUUCAAAUUUGUCUGUGGCCGAAGUGAUUGUUUCGAAUUUCCUUGGAUUGAGUGCUUUGGAUUCAAAUAAACCCAUAGUUGGUUCCUCCGGUGCAAUACCAUUCCUUGUUAGCACCCUAAAAAGUUUAGAGGCUAGUAAAACCGUACCACAAUCCCAAUGGCAAGUGAAGCAAGAUGCUCUGCGCGCUUUGUACAAUCUUUCAAUAUGAUUGUACAACCUUUUGGUUAUUCUAGAGACUGAUUUGGUUUGGUUUUUAGUUAGCUCGGAAGAGAGCGUCCAGAAUAUUUGA